Molecule: messenger RNA, 947 nt
Organism: Cuscuta campestris
Lineage: Eukaryota; Viridiplantae; Streptophyta; Magnoliopsida; Solanales; Convolvulaceae
Source: the annotation of a GenBank genome assembly
AAUCAGAUUUCAUCUUCGCCCCCUAUAAAGCCUCCUCGCCGAACCCAAUCCUCUUCAUCGCCUACCACUCAAUCUUCUCUGUAAUUUUCGCCCUAGUCUUAUCCCCAUUCAAUCCAGUUUCCGAUUCCAAUGGCGCCCAAGGCCGACAAGAAGGUGGCGGAGAAGAAGCCGGCGGAGGAGAAGAAGGCUCCCGCGUCCGAGAAAGCUCCGGCGGCGGCAGAGAAGAAGCCGGCCAAGGCCGGGAAGAAGCUCCCGAAGGAAUCCGGCGCAUCUGCCGCCGACAAGAAGAAGAAGAGGCCGAAGAAGAGCGUCGAGACCUACAAGAUCUACAUCUUCAAGGUGCUGAAGCAGGUUCAUCCGGACAUCGGGAUCUCCAGCAAGGCGAUGGUGAUCAUGAACAGCUUCAUCAACGACAUCUUCGAGAAGCUCGCCCAGGAGGCCUCCAAGCUCGCCCGCUACAACAAGAAGCCGACCAUCACCUCCAGGGAGAUCCAGACGGCGGUGAGGCUUGUCCUUCCCGGCGAACUGGCCAAGCACGCAGUGUCUGAGGGGACGAAGGCGGUCACCAAGUUCACCAGCAGUUGAAUUGUAUGAGAUUUAUUUCUCUUGUUUAUGUACCUCUAAGAUUAGGGUUUAUCAGUAGUACCGAAUGUGUCAGUUCCGCUCUUGAUUUUAAAAAAAGUUUCUGGAUGUUUAUGUGUGUUCUAUUGGAAAUGGAAUGUAUCUUUCAGAUAUCGAUACGAUUAGAUCUUCCAUGAUCUGUUUUCUUCAUAGAAUCAGCAAAUCCAGUUAUCUUCUUGAUGAUGAUCUUCUUCCAUUGAAUCGAAUUUUAAAGUCAAUUGAAUAAUUAUGCCCUGAUUACCAUUUUUCUGAUAGAUCUUGAGUUGUAAGAAUUCAUUUUCAUGGAUUUUGAACAAAAACACAGUAAAUCAAAUUUCUGUCCAAUU